Gasterosteus aculeatus aculeatus (three-spined stickleback) is the source of this 3429-nucleotide messenger RNA. It is a transcript of the gene slc5a7a, whose product is annotated as solute carrier family 5 member 7a. The record is from RefSeq and is a predicted model, not a curated record. Gene Ontology annotation, cellular component: synapse; plasma membrane; perikaryon. Gene Ontology annotation, biological process: neuromuscular synaptic transmission; choline transport; synaptic transmission, cholinergic. Gene Ontology annotation, molecular function: choline:sodium symporter activity. Lineage: Eukaryota; Metazoa; Chordata; Actinopteri; Perciformes; Gasterosteidae.
AGAUUGCGCAAAGGAGUCUGUACUCAUCUCGGCCAGUGCACUGUGACGUGGUUCUAUUGCAAGGUGCUCAUUAAGAGGGACGCUUGGUUUCUCUGACGUGUGCAUGAGUCCUCCAACGGCACCUGCCCCCUUAUAAGCCUCAGUAAGUCACCGGGGAGACCUUCACCACCGAUUCAUCUAAAGCAGUUUUCCUCCUCGGGUGUCCCGGCACAUGACCCGAGAGACACUUUUGGUCUCCAUGCCCUCCCGUCCCUAGUGGAAGUCCGCUGCGACAAUGACCAUCCACAUAGAGGGGCUUGUGGCUAUCGCGAUCUUCUAUCUACUGAUCCUGUGCGUGGGCAUCUGGGCGGCAUGGAAAAACAAACACUCCGGGGAGGCGGAGGGCACCGACCGCAGCGAAACCAUCAUGGUCGGUGGGAGGGACAUUGGAUUAUUUGUUGGUGGAUUUACCAUGACAGCGACGUGGGUUGGAGGAGGAUAUAUAAAUGGUACAGCUGAGUAUGUGUAUCUGCCUGCGUACGGUUUGGCUUGGGCUCAAGCUCCCUUUGGAUAUGCACUCAGUCUUGUUGUGGGGGGUCUAUUUUUUGCCAAGCCCAUGCGCUCACGAGGUUACGUCACCAUGUUGGACCCGUUCCAGCAGAUCUACGGGAAACGCAUGGGUGGCCUCCUCUUCAUACCUGCACUCAUGGGAGAGAUCUUCUGGUCGGCGGCCAUCUUAUCCGCCCUCGGUGCUACUCUGAGUGUCAUCGUGGACAUCAACAUUAAGAUGUCCGUGGUUAUCUCAGCGCUCAUUGCGAUAUUUUACACCUUGGUUGGAGGACUUUACUCGGUGGCCUACACCGAUGUCGUGCAGCUCUUCUGCAUCUUUCUUGGCCUGUGGAUCAGCGUCCCGUUUGCGUUGACCAACCCUGCGGUGUCAGACAUCACCAUUACUGCAGUGAAGCAGGUGUACCAGUCGCCCUGGAGAGGCAGCAUCCACAAAGGCGACACCUGGGUGUGGAUCGAUAACUUCUGCCUCCUGAUGCUUGGAGGAAUUCCCUGGCAAGUGUAUUUCCAGAGAGUGCUGUCUGCCUCCUCGGCAAACUACGCCCAGGUCCUCUCCUUCCUGGCUGCUUUCGGGUGCCUCGUCAUGGCUGUGCCCUCCGUUCUCAUCGGGGCCAUCGGGGCCUCCACAGAUUGGAACCAGACGAGUUAUGGGGCUAUUCCUCCCAAAGAUAAGGAUCAAGCGGAUAUGAUUCUCCCCAUCGUGCUCCAACACCUUUGCCCUCCGUUCGUCUCUUUCUUCGGGCUGGGCGCCGUGUCUGCGGCCGUCAUGUCAUCUGCAGACUCCUCCAUCCUGUCAGCCAGCUCCAUGUUUGCGAGGAACAUCUACCAGCUCGCCUUUAGACAGUCUGCGUCUGACCGUGAGAUCGUGUGGGUCAUGCGUAUUACCAUCUUUGUAUUCGGCGGCCUUGCCACGUUGAUGGCGCUGGUGACCGGGACCGUUUACGGCCUCUGGUACCUGAGCUCCGACCUGGUUUACGUCAUCAUCUUCCCACAGCUGAUCAGCGUGCUCUUCGUCAAAGGCACCAACACGUACGGCUCCGUGGCCGCCUACCUGUUCGGCAUGGUGCUGCGUAUAGGUGGAGGUGAGCCUUACCUCGGGAUGCCUCCUUUCAUUUAUUACCCCGGCUGGACCGUUGAGCAGAGGAAGCAUCACGUAACCGGAGAAAUGGAGGACGUCGUCAUCCAGAAGUUCCCCUUCAAGACCAUCUCCAUGAUCGCCUCCUUCCUGGGCAACGUCGCCGUCUCCCACCUGGCAAAGUAUCUGUUUGAGAGCGGCAAGAUUUCACACAAGUACGACUUCCUCGACGCGGUGGUGUCAAAGCACAGCGGCGAGAUUAUGGAUAAGACGACGCUCGUGACUCGCGGAAACAACAUCGGGCUGUCGGAGAUGGCCCCCGUCAAACCGCGGCUCAGCGUGACCUUGGCGGCCGCUUUCGCGCGCCGCGACACGCUGCCGAAGGAAAUGGUGGUGGAGGAGGAGGAGUCCAGCUCUGAUUCCUCCCACCAUGGUGAGGAGUGAACAACUUUUAAAAGAAAAUGAAACUGAACAUGACGAGGGAACUGUCGGAGAAGCAGUUACAUUACUGUCCAAUUCUCCUGAAAGAAGUAUGAGAGCAGACGCAAACGUCCUUCGUUGGGACUACAAAAGAAAACACAUCCAGCUCGUGCUGAUUGGAUAACGGCCACAUGACAGGAUACAUAGUUUAGCAGCUUGCUGAUUGUCUGGACAUGACUCUCUCUUUCUGUGCAUCAACCAUUCGCUCAGAUAGAUAUUAUAUAUAUAGGUCGGUGUAAUGCAUACUCAUCCUUUUUUUUAACCGCUUUGGAGUUAUACUUAAGAAGACGGUUUUAAUGUGAUGGAUUUGAUUUUAUACCACUAAAGCAUCAAACUACAGAUGACUUGAGACAAGAGAUGUUCCACAGAAUUUCCAUUGCUGACUAGUGGUGAAAUGUUUCAUCAGAAAUGUGACAAGGAAUGAACUAAUUGCAAGUAGUUGAUAGGAAGCCACGGACUUUGCAAUCAUGUCAUGUACUAAUUAGAUAAAAGCAAUAACACACACACACACACUUUAACAAGUAUAUAGCAAUUAUUAUAUAUCUGAUUGUGAGAGAAAGUUAAAUAAAUAUAGAUCCAAAAAUGAUAGAACACAGGAUUUUGUAUAACUCUACUAUGUCCAAACAAGCCAACACAUGUAUGUUGUAUGUAAGUAACGUGUGUUGAACUGAAAAAAAAUGUUAUUCAUGAAUUAAGUGACACGUUAAACCGACAAUGUCAUGACGUGAAACACAUCCGACGUAUUAACCAACACCCAAAACCAAACUUAGUUUGACACAUUUAAAUGGCAAUGACGUCUCUUCAUUAUUACUGUAAACAUAUCAUGACUGUGUGAAUCAAAAAGGAUGCAAUCCAUGUUUUGUCCUGAGUAGAAAAAAUACAAGCAAUAGUAACCGUAGUUGACUUCAACAUUCUCUUUAAUGUCAGAGGUUUUAAUCAUAGGAAUCUGUGUAAAUUAGUGUUUUAAAUAAUCUUUUAUUCAACUGCCUUAAUGAAACUCAUGAAACAGUUUUAUUUCCACAGUUGUGACUUGACUCUGGUCAGACAAAGACUUGAAUAUGAAUGUAAUCUCUAGAAAAAUGUCUAACUAUAUAGUUGUGUACUUCUACUGGUAUUUGUGUUGCUGUUUUUGUUUGUGAUUUUGCAAAGUCAAAAGGUAACUGUUGCAGAACAAUGUGGAGGCAGGUUCUGCUUCACAGAUGUGUGCUUUUAUUUGUUGUCAACAGCAGAUACUCCUCUUUGUCAUGUGUGUUUGCAUAAUUAAGGAGAAAAAAAAUGUAUAGACAAAGAAAACAAAUCAUACUGGUUAAAAGGAUUCGAAUAAGGGG